GAUAUCUUUGAUAUCGUCCUUGGGCAGGAGUUCUUCCAGCGAUGCCAUAUGGUGAUCGACCCCUACCUCCAACAACUCGUGGUUAUGGAGCAAGAGGGAUCAUGUAUGGUGCCCCUAGUCAAGGUGCCGAAGACAGAAGGACCAACCCAACUUUCGGCCAUGCAGCUUGAGAAGGGCCUAGAGGUGGGAGUACCGACGUUCAUAGACACCAUUGCGAGUUUGAGUGAAGACAAUGGUGCUAGAGAGGCAUUGCCACCUUACAUGAAGAAGGGCGUGAUGCCGAAGAAGUUGCCAAGACAGUUGCCUCUAAAGUGCCAAAAAGAACGGAGGCCAGUAUUGACUGAACCAAGCAGGAAUAGGGACAACAGUCCGCUGCCAUUUUCUUCGUCCACUAGAAGGGACAAUCUCUGGAAGAGGCCAUAUAAGAAUGGCAUGAAGACUUGUGGCAGUUUCAAGACUAAGUCCGGAGACUUUUGUAGCAGCAGUGCGCCGAGGUCGUCGCCAUAUCAGGUGGGGGAGAGUGUCAUGACCCGCCACUUGAUCAUGAAGACGGGGGAAAGAUCUAGAGUCUUGGAGAGGUUAAUAGAAGGCUCUAGAAUGUCCAAGAGAAUUCUAGAAGAAGGUAGAAGAACCUAGAGUCUUGGAGAGGUUAGUGGAAGACUCUAGAUUCUUGUAGAAGCUUGUAGAGAAGUCUUGAAAGACUUGGAAUUCUCUAGAGUGUAAAGAGAGUUCUAGAGUAGGGACUUCUUUGUAAAUAUGGGAGGACUUGUAUAGUAAUUUUUAUUUACACUUAAGCCCCUUAGGAGUAGUAUAAAUAGAAGGAGCCAUUCAUUUGUAAACCAUCCAGAAAUCAAGCAAUCAAGCAUUCUUCCAAAGCAAUACAAAACCCUUCUUCGUAAAAGCUCUCUUGUCUUUCUUGCAAUCUAGCAUUCCCUUAGCGAUCUAGUCUUAAAGGCUUACUUGAGCUUACAAGAUCGUGAAAGAUUCGUGAGUAAGUUGUCAAGUGCCGCACGGAAGUCUUAGUGGAAGUCUAAGUCCGUGACACUUAUCUAUGUUACAUUCUGGGAGUAAAUUCGCUCCAUCAUCUCAAUGGUUCCCUGAGGUCUAAAAUUAAGCUUACCAAGCAAUGUCUGGGCGUAAGAGUCGUUGGGGCUAUUCCCUUGCCUUUGUCUGCUGGCUAUUGGCAAGU
Messenger RNA from Solanum dulcamara, 1189 nucleotides. RefSeq lists its product as uncharacterized. The transcript is spliced from 2 exons. NCBI's taxonomy places the organism in Eukaryota, Viridiplantae, Streptophyta, Magnoliopsida, Solanales, Solanaceae. Bases 49 to 636 code for a protein of 195 amino acids. The record is from RefSeq and is a predicted model, not a curated record.